AUGACUGAAAACGUGAACGAAAGUUGUGUCUUCUUUAAAAAGCGUAGUCGAAAAAAUAUACGACAAAAAGAGGGUUCUUCUAGUGAAGAUGAAGCAGUCAUAAAAACUCAGAAAAGACGUCAAAUUAAUAAUAUGCUGUAUCAACAGACUUCAAAGUUUAGUGGUAACAAAAACUGCUCAUCUGAUGAUGAUUCUGAUAACAGCACUCCUAAUACCGUCACUUAUAAGGCUUCUCAUUCUAAGGAAUCUAGGAUAACAAAAGAGCGUAUUGCAACUGCUACUGUGGAGAUCGAUACCGAUGUGAAAUGUGAUGCACAAGCUAUCUUUGAAAAAGCUCAAAAAUUAAACCAGGAAUCUCAGAAUCGUAAUAUAUAUAAGGGACUCAACAAUUAUGCUCAGUACAUUGAGAAGAAGGACACUAUCAUGGGCAAUGCAUCUAGUGGCUUCAACCGUAAAGGUCCUAUGCGAGCACCAGCCAAUUUAAGAGCUACUGUAAGAUGGGAUUAUCAACCGGAUAUUUGUAAAGACUACAAAGAAACAGGAUUUUGUAGUUUUGGGGAUAGCUGCAAGUUUCUUCAUGACAGAUCAGACUAUAAACAUGGUUGGCAAAUAGAACAAGAAUUAGCCGAGGGAGUGUAUGGAAUUGAUGGUGAAGACAAUCGUUACGAAAUAUCGCACAACUCUUCUGAAGACGAAGGCUUUGAAGAUAUUCCAUUAUUUUGCAUGAUUUGUCGCAAAGACUAUAAAGACCCAGUUGUAACCAUAUGUAAACAUUACUUUUGUAGUGAUUGUGCUCUUCAGCGAUAUAAAAAGACUGCACGGUGCUACGCAUGCACUACAGAUACCAAAGGCUUCUUCAAAUUUGCCAAGAAUCUAUUGUCCCGUAUUACUAUACUGCGUGAAAAAAAGAGGAAGCAUUCUGAAUUAAGCGAAAGUGAUCAUGAAGAUCAACAUCAUUCCUGUUCGCAUUCUCCUGUUCAAUGUAAAGGAGAACAAAGUGAUAAAGGUGACUUUCUUAACAAAAGUGUGGAGACUGGUUGGGUUCCAACCAAUAAAGUCCAACUUCCAAAAUCAUCAGAGCCGAAUUGGGCCAAACCCGAAGCACCAGAAUAUUGCGAUUCCGAUGAAGAAAGCGAUUAA
Molecule: messenger RNA, 1140 nt
Organism: Schistosoma margrebowiei
Lineage: Eukaryota; Metazoa; Platyhelminthes; Trematoda; Strigeidida; Schistosomatidae
Source: the annotation of a GenBank genome assembly